Messenger RNA from Peronospora farinosa, 1011 nucleotides. The record is from the annotation of a GenBank genome assembly. Lineage: Eukaryota; Oomycota; Peronosporomycetes; Peronosporales; Peronosporaceae.
AUGGCGAAUACACAGAACACAAAGAAGCCCAACAGAUCCGUCGUAGAAGAAAACAAGCAGAUGAAAGAUCAGGAAAUGACUGUCAUGGAGACUACCCAGUCGGUUGGUAGCAAACAAAUGUGGAAGCAAAAACGUCCGUGCUUGAAUUUGCAAGGAAGCAAUGAAAGUCUCAAAGCUUUUGUGCCGAUGCAACCAACGCUGCAGAUUGAGAAAAACUACUUUUCGUUAUUUGAAAGCGCUGAUCGACUUGCCGAGUGGGUGUUUAAUACUGCAAAGCAUCGACCGAUGCAGCUGGAUUUGUGUGGCAGUGAGCGCAACGAAGAAAUUCGUGAUGCCCUACUUCGACAAUUCCAUUGCUGGCCUGGAACGAAGAUUUCACACGCAUCAAAGCCAUACCGAAAGCUGAGUCAGGAGGCGGAGAAUCUAUGCCGGAACCAGGUUGACCUGUACAUCGAUGAACUUCAUAGGAAACUUCUUGCCGGUACGAAUGGUCUAUUCUGGCUGAAUGUGCUCCAACCGGUGCUACAUCCAGAACUUUUACCAAGACAGGAAACCCAAGAAAUCUUAUUGUUGUUGUUGGAGGAACUUAAAAGCGUUGACGGCGUCUACGAGCAGUUGAUGAAGAAAAAUGAGUAUACUUGGGACGUGUUGAUGCUACCUUUGACGCUCAAACCGCUGUUUCAAAGGGUGAGUACGUUAGCUCUCAGUGGCCAUGAGAUUGCUGCAGAGGAGGCAAUGCAGAUUUUGUUAAUGUUUGUUGAGAAAAAUGUGGUAUUCUCCAGACAAAAGAAGGCCACACGCACCAGUCUAUCUAGCAUCCCCUCUGUGGGUCCUCUAGCUGCACUGAAAUGUUCAAGCUUAAGAAUACUCCCGAAGCCAUUUCGUGAACUGUUUUCGCGUCUGUUCUUGAAGCUUUCAGGCGAAUGGUAUGUGGUCGUCGAUGAAGUGCUAGAUAUUUUUGGAAGAUCUCUAGCUAGUAGAUGGGCGUCGUGCGAACGAGCUUCUUUGUGA